AUGUUGAGUGCACGAAGUCAUAUAACAAAACAAAUUAGAUUAUUUUCUAGUCUUCGUGAAAAAGCUAUUAAAGUUGAUCCAAGAUAUCUAAGACAACCUGAAAUUAAAGAUCAUAGAAAAUAUCCUGAAUAUCCAACUAUUAAUGUAUGUUUACUUGGUUAUGAUUUUGUUCCUUUGGAGUCGUAUCAAGCAUAUGUUCACAAAGUUGCUAAUCGUUUUAAUUUCAAUGUCAUUGAAAGUUAUGCUAUUCCAGGGAAAAAUGAAAAAAUUGUCCUUUACAGACCUAGGUCAACUAUACCAGAUAGAGAAUUUUUUUUAACAACAUAUCAAAGAGUUAUCCGUAUUAGUAAUAUUCCAUCAGUUAGAUUACAACUUUUUUCACAACUCAUUAGAACACAUGCUCCAAUUGGUAUAAAUAUUAUUAUAAAAGAAUUCUCUAAGGAGGACGAAAAUGAAAGGUAUAUUCCUGAUAUUGUAUUGAAAGAAAAGCAAGAAGAAUUGAAAAGUCUUGAUGAUCCAUUUGUUAGAAAACAACUUGGUUGGGAAUAA
Molecule: messenger RNA, 549 nt
Organism: Strongyloides ratti
Lineage: Eukaryota; Metazoa; Nematoda; Chromadorea; Rhabditida; Strongyloididae
Product: 39S ribosomal protein L48, mitochondrial
Exons: 2
Coding region: 1-549 (182 amino acids)
Cellular component (GO): mitochondrial ribosome
Source: RefSeq, a predicted model, not a curated record